AUGAUGGAAAGAAUAAGAAAAGAGAUGAUUCUGAUGGAGAGAGGGCUCCAUAGCCCUACUGCUAGCAAGAGGUUCUCCAAUUUGUCCGAUUCGUCUGGCAGUGCUGUGCUGGAGGCCUUGGAAAAUUCGCAGCACCCGGCUCGCCUCAGUCCGCGCCUGCCGUCCGCUCCCCUGCACGGCGCUCUGGGAGACCUCCCCGCCAAGGGCAAAUUCGAAAUAGACACUCUGUUCAACCUGCAGCACCCGAGCAGCGAAAGCACCGUCUCCUCCGAAAUCGCCUCUGCCACCGAGAGCCGCAAGAAGUCUGGUCAUUAUGCGGGGGCGGCCGCCGAGGCCGACAUGAGCAGCGACGUGGAGGUGGGCUGCUCGGCACUGCGCUCCCCCAGCGGCCUGGGCGCCGCGCCGCUCAAGGAAAACAAUGCCAAAGGGUACGCGGAGAGCGGCUCAGUCGCAGGUACCACGACGUCGGCCUCCGGCUCGGGCCUCGGCAGUCUGCAUGGAGGCAGCAACGGCAACAGCGGGGGUGCAGCGUUGGGUGGCUCGGGCUCCGGCUCCGGCGCCGAUCAGGUGCGGCGAUACCGUACGGCAUUCACCCGUGAACAGAUCGCACGCCUGGAGAAGGAGUUCUACCGGGAGAAUUAUGUGUCUCGGCCCCGCCGAUGCGAGCUGGCCGCCGCACUCAACCUGCCUGAAACCACCAUCAAGGUGUGGUUCCAGAACCGGCGCAUGAAGGACAAACGGCAGCGCCUGGCCAUGUCGUGGCCUCAUCCAGCGGACCCCAGCUUCUACACCUACAUGAUGACGCACGCCGCGGCCACCGGAAGCUGUUCCCCCACCCCCAACCCUACGCCUUCUAAACGUGGUUCCGGCUUUGUAGGGCCUGCUUCCCACCUGUGUGGAGGCCUUGGUCUCCGGGAAGACAACUCCCCAGGGCCAGUCAGACUCCAGGGUGUCCAGUCCCGGCUGAUCAUCUCACCGAGUCACCCGGGGGAGUGGCUAGAAGCAGUGGGACACCGUGACAAAGAGAGCUGUGUGCUAGUACGAUUUUAUAGAAACGACAUGAAAACUACAUUUACUGACAUUCAUCGCAUCUUUGACAUUGAUUAUCUGAUCAACGCAUGUCACGUCCUGGGAGGGCUCCCUGGAUGGUCACUUCCAGUCGGUGCCUUCUACUCUUUCCAGUGGAACCCAAACCUGACUAGGCAGCGAGAAGAUGCUUCCCCCAUCCCUGCUCCUCCACCCCCACCCUCCUCCGCUGCAUUCCACACCAGGCGCUGUCGCUCUGAGCCUCCUCCAGCGCAGUAG
Cricetulus griseus (Chinese hamster) is the source of this 1305-nucleotide messenger RNA. The record is from RefSeq and is a predicted model, not a curated record. Lineage: Eukaryota; Metazoa; Chordata; Mammalia; Rodentia; Cricetidae.